Molecule: messenger RNA, 1148 nt
Organism: Mixia osmundae IAM 14324
Lineage: Eukaryota; Fungi; Basidiomycota; Mixiomycetes; Mixiales; Mixiaceae
Exons: 3
Coding region: 67-1077 (336 amino acids)
Biological process (GO): regulation of signal transduction
Molecular function (GO): protein phosphatase inhibitor activity
Source: RefSeq, a predicted model, not a curated record
GGACAGACGAAGUGGCGCGCGACUCGACUCGCCUUUGGACAAGUCAUCAGCCUGCCGCCCAGACAGAUGGAGGAGGUGAAGCCCAAGGGCAUCUUGAAGAACGCUCGCUCGUUCAGCCGUCCUGUCCCGGGACUGAGCAACCAGGAUGGCGAGGAUCAGGAGAGCCGCAUGCAAGAUCUCGUCUCGCCCGCUGAUUCUACCCCGCCAGCGUUGUCACCCUCUGCGCCCUCGUCCAGCCGUCCUGCGCCUGUCUCUGGGGAUCGCUCGCAUCUGACAUGGGAUGAAGCCAAUCUCAACUUGAACGAGCUCAGCAAGGAGGCGACCAUGAAGAUCACCGAGCCAAAGACGCCGUAUGUGCGCUACAAUCCAGAGACGGACGAAGUCAUGGAUCUCGACAAGAUUCCCGGCUUCGAGUUGGGCAGACCGGACCCAGACGCGGCUGCCCUCUCUUCGCCACCCUCAUCGGCAGACACAUCCGCCAAUGAGCCCAGCUACUUCCCACCGACCAGCCCUUCCCGUUCUGCCGCGCUCCCCGUGCCGACCACGCCUUCGACUUCAUCUCAAUUCGCCCAGCAUGGACUCGGCCUCGAUGCCCGCCUAGCCAGUCAACUGAGGGAUCCGCACCCUGCCUCACCUGCACUCUCAUAUCAGUCUCAUGUAGCCACAGACGGAUCCAGGCGGUCGUCGUUCUCAAACGAGAGCGCUUACGUAGCCAGCACGCCCGUCAGUGCGCGACCCAACCCACUCGAACGACAAGGGUCCCAGCGUGAGUCCAGUCGGCGAACGAGCGAGGCAGGAUCGGAGAAGAAAGUCCAGGUCGUCGUGGGAGAGUCAGUCACCUCUCCCGGGCUAGAUCUGCCCCAGGGCAGAGCUCGUUCUGCUUCCUUCAGAACGGGCGAGUCGGGCGCCAUGCAAGGCGUGGGAGACGAUAGCGCGGUCGGCGACGAAGAGCUCACGGAAGAAGAGGCAGAGAAACAAGCCAAGUUUGCAAGCAAGCGUGACUCGCACUAUCGCAAUGAGGCUCUUGCCAUGCAGCGUGCAAAAGCUCUCCUCAGAGAAGUGCGUGCCCUCUGCUGAGCAUCACUAACUGUAUGUGCUGAUAGACCAGCAAACAGGACGAUGACGAUGCUGGUGCAGACGAAGAACUC